AUGGGAUGCUUUUCGUCAAAACGUCCUAAAAUAAAACGAAAUAUUACAACACCACCAGUAACGCCGGAACCGGAACCGGAACCGGAGGAUGAAGAUGAAAACAGCUCUGAUUUUCUAUUCCCAUCGGAAAACGCGGAAAAGGAUGAGGUAAAAGAGGAAAAGACGUUACAAUCAUAUCCAAAAGCAGCUCCAAUCAAUGACCAAACGAAGCUAAAACGGGGUACAGAAGUAAAAUGGUUCUCAAACUGGACAGCGCAGAUGGAUGAUGACGUCGAAGACCCUUUCGAGACCGACUCAGAUAUGCCAGAAAUACGUACGAAGCAAGAUGUAGACAAACAUGCUCGACAGGCACCUUCUGCAUUAAACAGCAGCUUUGCUAACCUUAUAGCUUACUUGACCGGCGACCUUGAUGACUCUGACCGACCCGAGGUGUUUAAAGCUAGAGCAUUGAUGGUGUGGCUAAGCAUUCAAGAUGUCGACUCAAAGGAAGUGAAACGUAAAGUUGGAAACACAGACACACCUGAGGGAUAUAUUACACUUCUGGCCCAGAGGAGGACGACAUACUCGACGGUUUUCUUGGUGCUAUGCAGAAAGGCUAAGAUACAAUGUACUCAGAUUGAUGGCAUAUGUAAAGCAGGAGAUUAUGAGCCAGGAGAUGAAAACCUAAGAGGGUUAUGUAACUGGAACGCCAUCUUUGUAGAAGGUGACUGGAACAUUGUACAUCCUUUCUGGAUCUGCAGAUGCAUUGUUGGUAGAAAAGCCGGUGGUUGGAUCAAACUUGAAGCAGGAGGUAAAACUAUCGGCAAGAAAGAAGUGGAGGCUAUAGGAAUAAUGAAAAACGCAUUUGAAGAAUACUACUUUAUGACCGAUCCGAAGGAAUUCAUCUAUAUGUGUCACCCAACGGAAGACAAAUGGCAGUUAGUCAAACACACCGUGACAAAGCAGCAGUUUUUGGACCAGGCGUACCUUUUGCCACCAUUUUUCGGUCUCGGUUUGGUCAUGAAAUCAAAGGACGCUUGUGUGUAUCAAGCCACGGACGGAGAAGUUAUUAUCAAAUUAGAGGCUCCUGCAAAAAACGCAAACGCGAUCGACAUGCAUUACGAGUUCUUGCUGAAGGAAGGGAGUGAGGAACACAAGCUAGAAGAAAAGGAUUUGCUUUCGAUGGAAUCUAUGCCAAGGUUAGUUGCAAUGAUCAGAUGCGGUGAAAGGUGGAAGAUCCGAGUCCGUUUUCCAGUGGAAGGAACCUACAAACUGCGAAUAUUUGGUGCACCCAACAAAACCCCACUUCUUCGUCUUGGUGAGUUUAGACUCGAUUGUACAUCUCGUCGAAAAGAAUGCAUACCUCUACCGAUAGAUCCCAAGGAAGUAGGGUUUGGUCCCGGACCAGCUGCUGAACGUUCUGGACUUUUGUUCCCGUCACACAGAAAUGGACAAUAUCCACUUUUAAGGGACAAGGAAAUGAGAUUCACGUUCCACCUCGAAGAAGAGACGGUAAGAAACAUUAAUGUGAGAACCGAUCUAAUCACGACACAAUAUGUGAACGGGAAGCUUCAACAGCGUACUUUGCAAUCUUCAGUCCACACCGAUGUCCAGAGGAGGAAAAGAGAGCUGUCAAUCACAUGUAAAAUAGCUGAAGAUGGAGAAUACGCUCUUACAAUCUCAACAGUAAUGACAGAAUCGUCGAAUUCGUACAGAAACGUCUGCAAUUAUCUCCUAUCGUCGGAUUUAACGCCAAAUAAGGAGAACAAUUAUGUGAGAUUCGCAAAAAACAAUCUUCGUAAAGUGUUAGCAUCUAAAGACGACUCCAGAUCAGACACUGAUGUAAUCGAGGAAAUAAAAACAGCAUUAGAAAAGUGUAGAACGCAGAAAGUCCCAGGAGACGACGAAGAAGUAGAAUCUGGAAAAAUCAGAUUGGAGUUUCUUCUUUUUAAAAUUGAUAUACACGACGCCAACCUCCGACAGAACUGGCACGUAACAGAGAGAACUGUACGCCGGCUGCAGCAAUCACGAUUUGCUCAUACGUUUCGGAAGAAAAUCGCGGAUUUGUCGCAAGAAAGAGACAAACUAGCAAAGGAACGAGAGGACAGGUUAUAAGAUUAAGAGUAUGGAUCACUGUUUAACCGCUCGAUGCCAAUUCUGAGAGAAUGUUAUUACAAACGUCAAUGUGAUAAUGAACAGUGCAGGAAGUAACGUAACCGGAUAUCCUAUAGGAUUUAAAUGUGCAGAUCACUGUAUUACAAUGACAACAGUACAGACCAUCCAGAACUCCUCGGGUUUAGCCAACCCGAGGAUGAUCCGAAUGCAGUACAGACCCC
This is a messenger RNA of Pecten maximus, 2315 nucleotides long. Its product is annotated as hillarin-like. NCBI's taxonomy places the organism in Eukaryota, Metazoa, Mollusca, Bivalvia, Pectinida, Pectinidae. The transcript has 6 exons. The record is from RefSeq and is a predicted model, not a curated record. Bases 1 to 2094 code for a protein of 697 amino acids.